CGAACAUAAAACUCGGCUCGGACAUCUUUACGUACAGGUCCUAGAUCUCUGGAUUACGGAUACGUUUCAGCAGGUUUCUUUGCAGAGCCAUCUUCAGUUAUGAAAAGUAUUCCAAAAUUUUCACUAUUCUUCCUCGUGCUGGUCUCGGCCAUUGUUGUAUACUUGCUUUUAAGCCCCUCUUGGAAUAAGAUGAUAUUAAAAUUAGGUGAGCUGACAAAUGUACUUGCAAAUUACCCGGACACAUCAGUUGUCACUGGCCGAAUGAAACUACCAACAGCUAGCCACACAGAGAGUGUGAAACACCCACACCUAUCCACACAGCCUGGAAUUAUGUUUCUGCAGACGUCCAGUCAACUAAACCUUUCACCAUUGGCCAUGUGUGGCAUCGAAUCAGCAGCAAGACUAAACCCAAACAAACCAGUUUAUUUUUUCAUGAUAGCAUUCAAUGGGAAUGUAUCUGCAUAUCGAGAACCUGAGUACGAAACCAUCCCUCUGCUUUCUUCAUUCAAGAAUGUGGUCAUCUUGCCCUUGAAACCUAGAGAAUUGUUCAGCGACACACCCUUGGCUGGAUGGUAUGAGAAGGUAGAUCCCAGCAAGGAAAGGUACUGGUUCCAUGUGCUCGCUGAUGGCUGUCGGCUUGCCUUGCUGUGGAAGUAUGGGGGCAUCUACCUGGACACGGAUAUCAUUUCAAUCAAACCCUUGGACUUCCGAAACUUUGUUGGUGCAGAAUCAGUACGCUUUGCUAAUAACGCAGCUUUGGGAUUUAACCGCUCGCAUUCCUUCGUCGAGAGUUGCUUAAGGGAUUUUGUGGAGAAGUACAAUGGAGCCGCUUGGGGCCAACAGGGUCCUAGACUGAUGACCCGGAUGGUGAAGACGUGGUGUGAAACUGACAAUCUCGCAAACCUCUUCAACAAAGAUUGCAAAGGGAUUAUGUUUUUGUCUGACACCUGGUUUUACCCAAUUCCGUUCAGUAAUUGGAAAAAAUACUUUGAAAAAAAUCAAUGGAACAAAAACAAUGAUGAUAUUGAAAAGGAAUUCUCAAAGACGAAUGGCGUACAUGUUUGGAGUUUUGCAUCUAGUCGCGAGAAGAUCCAAAUCAAAGGAAGUCAAUCUUUAAUAGAAUAUUUCUUCAGCACAUACUGUCCAAGCACAUAUGAAACUCUCCCAAAAUAGUGUGUGAUGUGAGUGUUAGUUUACAUAUUGCUUUACAUGUUUGUAGUUAAAUAACCUAACAAAGUGAUCAUGGUGGGUAGCUGUUGGCCUCAUCUUCAUCUGGAUCUUCCUACUGUCUGUGAAUCAUAGUAAGGAAGGGGAGAAGUGGGAUCCUGCCUCUAGUUUUCCUCCCUAUCUUCCUCCCACCUCACCCCACCAUCUGCCCCCUAUCCGAAACAAAACCUGGAAACCAUGUCCCAUUUUUAUAGAAAGCAAAAGACUGCAGAUGCAGGAACUUCUGAAACAAACACAGAGAAUGCUGGAGAAACUUGCAAAGGAGUUCUGAAGAAAAUCAUUCUGCACCCGACUCUCUUUCUUCUCCACAGAUGCUGAGAGACUUGCUGAUUUCCUCCAACAUUCUCUGUCUGUUUCCAUUUUUGUAAUGCUAAGUGCAGUAUCCUGGGAAAUUGUGCACUAAAAAUGACCAAGAUACCAUGGGCCAGAGGUAAUGUGACUGGGCUAGUAAUUUAGAGGUCCAGGCAAAUGGUGUGUGGGCGUGUGUUCAACUUCCUACCAUGGAACGUAAUUUCAGUUGAUAAACUUGGAUUUGUUGAUUGCUAUAAAAACCCAUCUGGUAUAAGAAUGUCUUUAAGGAGGGAAAUCUACCAACCCCAGUUGGUCUGGCCCACGUGUGACUCCAUACCCAUUUCUCUGACACGACCUAGCAAGCCACUCACUCCAUUGUAUCAAACCACUACAAAGCCUAGAAUAAGGAACAAAACCAGACAGACCACCAGACAUUUCCCCAGGCGCUGCUAACAACCAGACCAUGGUCCCAAACUUGUAAAGUCCUUCUUACUAAUGUCUGGGGACUGGUGCAAAGUGGGAGAGCUGUCCCACAGACCUAUGGAGCAAUGGGCUGACACGCUUGUGCAUGUGGAAUCAUACCUUACACACAAUGCCCCUGACACCGCGAUCAGCAUCCCAGGGUAUGUACUAUCCCACUGACGGGUAGUAUAUAUUUGGGAGGGAGUUGCCCUGGGGGUCCUCAACAUUGACUCCAGACUCCAUGAAGUCGAAUGGUAUCAGGUGAAACAAGAGCAAGGAAAUGUCCUGCUUAUUACCAUGUACUGGCUUCCCUCACUCGGCUGAUGAAUCAGUGCUCCUCCAUGUUGAAUACUACAUAGAGUGAGCACUGAGGGUGAUAAGGGCAUAUGGUGAGGGAUGGGGACUUCAAUGUUUAUCACCAACAGUGACUUGGCAGCACCACUACUGACUGAGUUGAUUAUGUCCUUAUAGACAUAGCUGCUAGACUGAGCCAGCAGCAGGUAGUGAGAGAGCUAACAAGAGGAAGAAACCGACUUGAACCCAUCAUCAUCACUCUCCUUGUGGCAGAUGCAUGUAUCUAUGGCAGUAUCACUGGGGAGGGACUAGCGCACAGUCCUUGGAGACAAAGUCUGUCUUCACUUUGAGAAUACCCUCCAUCAUGUUGUGUGGCAUGGUCACAGUGGCAAAAACAUCAGAUUUUGAAUAGACCUGGCAUCUCAAAACUGGGCACCAUGAAGCACUGUCAGACAUCAGCAUCAGGAAAAUCAUAUUUCACCACAAUCUAUAACCUCAUGGCCUGACAUAUUCCCCCAUUCUACCAUCAGCACUAAGGAUACAAUCUGGUUCAUUAAAUAAUGCAGGAGGAUAGAAGGUAGUGUUCUGCAUGAUAGGUCAUGGGGCACAAUGACGAUACAGUUUCCAAUGGGGGAAGGACUGACUUUGAGAGUGCCUGAGUUAAGAUCAUAGAAUCCCUACAGUGUGGAAACAGGCCCUUCGGCCCAACAAGCCUACACCGAACCUCAGAGCAUCCCACCCAGACCCAUCCCCCUAGAAC
Messenger RNA from Rhincodon typus (whale shark), 3034 nucleotides. Its product is annotated as lactosylceramide 4-alpha-galactosyltransferase-like. The transcript is spliced from 3 exons. NCBI's taxonomy places the organism in Eukaryota, Metazoa, Chordata, Chondrichthyes, Orectolobiformes, Rhincodontidae. Gene Ontology annotation, molecular function: acetylglucosaminyltransferase activity. The record is from RefSeq and is a predicted model, not a curated record. Bases 100 to 1173 code for a protein of 357 amino acids. Gene Ontology annotation, biological process: protein O-linked glycosylation.